AUGGCCAACACCCAUGCUAAUUCAGCGGCGAGCAAGCUCAGCCUAAAGCUCCUCAUCGACACGACCGCGCAAAAAGUCUUGUUUGCGGAAGCUGGCAAGGAGGUAGUGGACUUCCUAUUCCGCCUCCUCUCGCUGCCUCUUGGCUCCAUCGUGAAGCUCCUCUCCACGGACCGCUUGCAAGGCUCCAUUGGCAAUCUGUACAAAAGCAUCCAGGAACUCAACGACUCAUACCUUCAAAACAGCAAAGGAAAAUCCAUCCUCCUCAAUCCAAUUCGCUCCAUCUCUGCCUCCCUGCUCCUCCCGGGACCUUCUUCCUCCUCUAAGAAUGUUUACUUCCGGUGCGCCAAUGUAAAUAAUUACUCUGGCUGCUAUGGGUACGUUUCCAAAGUGAAUGGAGCGCUCUGCCCCAAGUGCAAUAAUAUCAUGACUAAGCAAAUGAUAUAUGUGGGAGGUCAUGAGGAGGACGAUGAGGAUCCAAACAUAGGAUUUGUGAAGGGAGUUGUGACGUAUACUAUCAUGGACGAUCUGACGGUGACGCCCAUGUCCAGCAUCUCUAGCAUUACCCUCCUAAGUAAGUUUAACGUCAAGAAUUUGGACGCACUUGUCGAGAGGACUGUGACACUAGGCUUCGACGAGGCUCUGGAGGUGUUGGCGAUCUCCUUGCGGUCGAAGAAGGUCCUCACCAGCGUGUUUCUUGGCAAGAAGUAACCCCAUCGUCAUGCAAUUAACUACGGAACGGGUUGGUAGCAUACAAAAUUACAUUUUGCUGUUUGUAAUUAAAGACAGAUAUAGAAUCUCUGCAUUUUGGGGGCUUAUUUUGGCAGCGCAUGACAAUGU
Messenger RNA from Zingiber officinale, 837 nucleotides. RefSeq lists its product as uncharacterized. Lineage: Eukaryota; Viridiplantae; Streptophyta; Magnoliopsida; Zingiberales; Zingiberaceae. The record is from RefSeq and is a predicted model, not a curated record. The transcript has 2 exons. Bases 1 to 708 code for a protein of 235 amino acids.